AUGGACUCUGCCACUCACACCGCUGCUACCGCCAGCCCAGCCCUGACCCUGGCCCCGGCUCCAGCUCUCGCGCAAGCCCCUCUGGCACUCCCUGGCCUAUUCAGCCCAACGCCCCUCCUCUCCUCUGGACAAGAGGUGAUUGGGAGUGAAAGAGGAGCUUGUCACUGGAGGCCCUGGCUGUCCUCCACAAAUGACCCUCCAAGGCAGACGAGGAAGCUGGUGGAUUUGGCGGAUGGUGGAGCAAUAGCUGCGGAGGUCACCAAGGCUGACUCCAAGUUCUGUCACCCCGUCAGGCUCUUCUGGCCUAAAUCCCGCUCCUUUGACUACUUGUACAGUGCUGGGGAGAUUUUACUGCAGAACUUCCCCGUCCAGGCCACCAUCAACCUGUAUGAGGACUCAGACAGCGAAGACGAGGAGGAAGAAGAGGAGGAGGAAGAGGAGGCAGAUGAAAAGGGGCCAGAAGGGUGUGCCAGGGUACCUGGGUCCACACCACACAAGGCCACAGCUCAUCCCCUUUGCCUGCCCCUGCCCUGUCCGAACUGA
Molecule: messenger RNA, 543 nt
Organism: Propithecus coquereli (Coquerel's sifaka)
Lineage: Eukaryota; Metazoa; Chordata; Mammalia; Primates; Indriidae
Gene: RIPPLY1
Product: ripply transcriptional repressor 1
Exons: 4
Coding region: 1-543 (180 amino acids)
Biological process (GO): negative regulation of transcription by RNA polymerase II; embryonic pattern specification
Cellular component (GO): nucleus
Source: RefSeq, a predicted model, not a curated record